Messenger RNA from Pyrenophora tritici-repentis Pt-1C-BFP, 1557 nucleotides. Its product is annotated as CypX, Cytochrome P450. The record is from RefSeq and is a predicted model, not a curated record. Lineage: Eukaryota; Fungi; Ascomycota; Dothideomycetes; Pleosporales; Pleosporaceae. Gene Ontology annotation, molecular function: iron ion binding; oxidoreductase activity, acting on paired donors, with incorporation or reduction of molecular oxygen; heme binding.
AUGGCGUUACAAGACCUUGUUUCUGGUGUCAUCGCCGCUCACCCCGUCCUGAACUUCAUCCUUGCACCUCUGUUGCUUCUGUUAAUUCGUUCGGUAUACCGCGUUUACUUCCAUCCGCUCUCACACAUCCCUGGUCCCUUCCUUCCAAAGCUUACAUCUCUUUGGCUGCAUUGGCAUGCCUACAUUGGCAAUGAGGCCAGUACCAUCCACGAGCUACACCAGCAAUAUGGUCCAUUCGUCCGGGUAUCACCUCAGGAGGUCGACAUAAGCGAUGCUGAUGCUAUACACACAAUUUAUGUAUCAAAAGGAGGUUUCCCAAAGGCGGUAUGCUAUGCCAACUUCGACAUUGACGGGCACAAAACCAUCUUCUCGACUACAGAUGGAGACUACCGUAGUCCAAGAGCGAAGGCUGUGGUACCACUGUUCUCUACGAAGUCUCUAAGGGAGAAUGAGGCUGCAAUUUGGGGCUGUGUUGAUCGUAUGGUGGAUCGCCUACAGCAAGAAGCUUUGACAAGACGACCAGUGAAUGUACUGAACCUGACGCGAAGCUUGGCCGUAGAUGCUGUCUCUACACAUCUGUUUCGAGAAAACUACGACGGAGUCAGUGAACGUGGUCCAGUGCUUAGUGUCAGUGCAUUUGUGGACGCAUUCGUCGCUGUUGGACGGUUCUUCUACCUACCCAACACCGCUUUUGUGUGGCUAGAAUGGGCAGCCACAAAGUGGGCAUCUGAUCGAGCGACAGACGAUAGCAUGUCACUGGUUGAUAAGUUUGUAGCGAACCUGGUUGCCAACACGACACCCAAGUCAACCACGUAUCCGGGACGUCUUCUAGCUGCGGGACUCAGUGACUCGGAGGUCAAGGCGCAAUGCAAGGAUCUCAUCUUUGCAGGAACGGACUCAACGGGUAUGAAUUUGGCAACCAUCAUGCGCUACCUAGCUUUACAUCCCGAGAAGUACCAGAGACUGAAAGAGGAGGUCAAUGGCAACGAUACUCUUGAAGCUGAUGCACUGGACGUGCAGGCUUUACCCUACCUCAAUGCGGUCGUCAAGGAGGGUCUUCGUAUCAGCAUGGCCAACCCCACUCGCCUACCUCACGUUGUCCCUACAGGAGGAUGGACCUUCAAGGAUGUUUACUUCCCCGCUGGGGCUAUUGUCGGCUGUUCCGCAUAUGAAUUGCAUUUCAAUCCCACCGUCUUCCCUGAGCCCGAAAGCUUUAUUCCUGAGAGAUGGCUAAAUACUACCGAAGUAAUGUCCAAAUACUGGUUUGCGUUUGGCGCUGGUAGCCGUGCGUGCAUUGCCAGGAACCUGGCUUCUAUGGAGUUGCAGUUCGCCACCGAGAGAGUAGCGCGGAGGGAAGCAUUGGAUGGUGCGAAGGCAGUUCAGAGCCAAGUUGAGAUCUACGAAUGGUUCAACAGCAAGGUCAAGGGAGAGAAGAUUGAAUUGAUAUGGUGAUAGGAUAUUCAGCAGCCAUCAGCCCGAUGCCCAAGAGGUUCUAGACCUCUGGACCCGGACGUACUAGUGGAAACAUCGCACAAAUGCAUCGUACAAGUCGGAGUC